AUGAGCCCUACUGAUAACACACUCUAUGUUAUAUCGGAACAGGAGAGCGAUGGCGAAUUUGAAGUGGAGCACGAAUUGUUUGGGAGUGAUGACUCGGCGACCUCUUCGAUCGGAGGCAGAGUUGGCGCAGGCAUCCCGGAUCCAACCCAUUCGAACGCGAACGCUUCAAACCGCCAACCAACAUCGUCGCCAGCACAAGACCCGGCAGACCAGCCUAUGGGCAGCCCUACAGAUCAGCCUAUGGACGUGUCGGGGGAGGAUCCUGAUGCGCCCGCUGGUGGCCCUACGGUGCAAGACGAGGAUGCAGCUAUGGAGCAAGAUGAGCCCGACGGGCAAGGGCAGGGCAAUCCGGCGCCGCCAUCUCCGUCUGCUACAGCGCUACCUACACAUCCUCAGCCGUCAAACGGUCCUCACUCCACCUCAGUCCCCGACGAUCCAGCAACGAUUCUACACAGCAUAAACAACAUAGCCGCAGAUAUGAAGAGCCAUGUGACCGAAGGUUUCCAACAUGCAGAGAAGCAUAACGACGGCCGUCAUGACGCUCUCGAUCAACGCGUGGAUCGCCUGGAAAAGCUGUUUCUCGGUGCAGCGGGGCGUGGCCGUUCAGGUCCGCGAUCCGGCGCGGGCAAGGCCAAGCCCAGCGAGUCGGACUAUACGGAAAACAUCAAGAAGGUCUUCAACGUGAACGCCAAAGUCACAGGCCAUCCGGUCACAAUGGACGCCGCGCGUAAGGCUAUACUGCGCGCCGUCCGGCAGCAUCUCAGCUCCAUCUUUGACGCUCAGAAUAUGGACAAGUUCGGCGCCGCUCAAGACCCGGAUGCCGUCCGUGAGAUUCAUGAGAUGUUUGAGGCACUCUGCCGCGACGCGCACGGGAAGCGCGUUCAGUCGUUAGCCGAUGUCGUGCAAAGCGGCCCGAUACCCGCGAGACUGGUUGGUAGCCCGAUCACUAUCGAUUACGGAGAGGCUGGGGCAGGUCCUAAAGGUUCAGGCUACAACCAGUUCAUGGCUAAGGUGUUCGUGGCCGACUUCUUCAACAAGCCCGAGCAUGCGAACUAUGACGUCGAAGAUAUCCGGGAAGCGUUCUUCGAUAGGAUCAAGAAUCUUAAGGCCGAGCGUGCCAUUAUGUUGGGGACGCAGAAUGUUGCCGCAGAGCUUCGAGUACCGGUCCAAGUUGUCGAGAGGCAGUUGAAGGACAUGCAGAUGCAUGAAAGUCGGAGACGCCGGAACCAUGUCCGUCGUGUCACGUCUGCAGAAGGGAUACCAGAUUGGGCCGACCCAGAUCGUGCCAUUGAGCUGAUCGUCAAGCAAGUCGGGACAGACGGGGGCUCCGACGAUGAGGAUCGGUAUGUGAGAGCCAACGGCGGCAGAACCAUCAAGCAGCGCGUCAUCAAGGUUCCCGCCUGGCGAGCCGCUUUUCUGCGUGCUUUGUUCUCUGAUCUGGAAGACCUGUACUUCAUGCUGUACAGCAGAGACGGUCUGAUGUCUCAAAACGCGAAGGGACAACUACCCGAGCCACGCGAGUUCUACGACGGCGAGGAGCUCGACUGGGAUGCCAGCCCUGUGCCCCUACUACCUCACAAUGCAUACAAUUCCGAUUGGCUGCAGAUGAAGGGGUCGAGCUUCGUCGAGUUUGCGGUACGCCCGACGAUGGGGGAUCCCUUUGUCGUGCCUCCGCGCUUUCGAGAAUACUACUUGAAGGUCCAAAAUGCUUGGCAGGAGCUUCAUCCGGUUCAGCCUCGUCCAACGAGGCGGGCACCACACCCAUCUCAGCCAGGUCCCUCGGCACCUGGCCCGUCGAAGUUCCAGUCCCGGCCCCAUGCCACCUUCGCGCCUCAACACCCGACUGCUUCACAUCCAGCCGCUCAGGCAACGUCGUCGGAAGUGCCAGCCAGUGCGGAAGCAAAAGGAAAGCGCAAAUUAGACGAACGCGAUGCCAACGCAGCCGUUGGGAAUCAGUAA
Peniophora sp. CBMAI 1063 is the source of this 1959-nucleotide messenger RNA. NCBI's taxonomy places the organism in Eukaryota, Fungi, Basidiomycota, Agaricomycetes, Russulales, Peniophoraceae. The record is from the annotation of a GenBank genome assembly.